UGGCUGAGUGUCCCUUUUAUAAAGGGAUCAAACAUCAGAAUGUUGGCAUUUUGUAAUUAAGUUCAUCAUGGUGGUCAUGCAGGUUCACAUAAGAAUAUGGCUAUUGUUAGUCUGCUUCCUAUUUCUCGCUGCCUAUGGAAACACUUCAGGACCAUAUUUUAUGGUGACAUUUCCUGCAGUGAUAGAGUCUGGCUCAAAAGCUACAUUUUGUGUGAGUCUUUUGAAGCCUAACGAGACUCUGCAAAUGAACAUUUAUCUGGUUCACAACAAAGAGAGCAGAAUUCUUUUACAAGAAACAUUGGAAAAUGAAUUUCACAUUUGCUAUAAAUUUGAGGCUCCAAUGGUCGAGAAUGAAUCAGUGCAGAACUUCAAAGUAUUAGUCAAAGGUAAAAGUUUUACUGUGACAGAGACAAGUAAAGUGAUGUUUAAAUCAUACCAAAAAUUGGGAUUUAUUCAGACGGAUAAACCUAUCUACAAUCCAGGACAAACAGUGAAUUUCAGAAUUGUCUCUAUGGAUUCUAAUUUUAUUCCCCUUGAACAAAAGUACAGCACAAUUAUUCUGAAGGAUAUUAAUCAGAACAUGAUUGGUCAGUGGACUAAUGUGUCCUCGACAGGCCUGAUAUUGCAGCUUUCACAUCAGCUAAAUGCAGAAGCGCCAGAGGGCUAUUAUUACUUAACUGCUGAAACUGUAAAUAGGUCAAUCACACACAUUUUUCAAGUGAAAAAAUAUGUUUUACCCAAGUUUGAGGUCACAGUAAAAACAUCAGAAGAGCACAGUAUCGUUGAAGAGGAACUGAAACUGGAGGUUUGUGGAAAGUACACUUUUGGACAGCCAGUACCUGGUGUUGCACAAGUGCAAGUGUGUCGUGAAUUUAGAAAGAAUUAUCUUGAGAAUGACCAAAUGAUUUCGCCGUGCCUGGUAGAAACAAUAGAGAUGAGUAAGACUGGUUGUGCUUUGCUUGUAUAUAAUGUGUCAACCUUCCUGAAUUCUGAAUUCAAGGCUAAGUUAGAGAACCGUCUUAAUGCUACAAUUACUCUAACAGAGGAAGGAACAGAAUUGUCUAUGGUAAAAUCUGUAAUCAUAGGACUCACCUACCAAAUUGGUCAAUUGGAAUUUGUGAAUUUACCAAAACAUUUUGAACGACACAAAUUUAUAGAAGGGACUAUUAAAGUUACUACCUUCAGUGGAAAACCAAUUCCUAACAAGAAAGUGUAUCUUUUAGAAGGUGCACGUUGGUCUCAAAAGUUACAACUUAAUCUUACUACAGAUGAUAAUGGAUUCGCUAACUUCUCAAUCAAUCCACCUGCACAUCCUACAAAAGAGAUUACAUUAAUGGCAAGUGUUAAUCCCGUGAUCAAAUACAGUGAAUACAAAACGCCAUUCUUUUCACAUGCUGAUGCAAGUUUGCAGCUAUUUGAACCCGCCACACCGUACAAUCCAGUUUUCAGUGGACUGUCGAUAGAGAACUCAGAGGAACCAUUAAAAUGUGGUGCUGAAAUCCCUAUAACCAUUAACUACUAUAUUGUUGGAGAAACUACAGAAAACUACAGCAUUGGUCUUGUUUACAUUGUCUUAUCAAAAGGAGUUAUUGUCCAUCAUGGGUAUAAGAAAGUUGAUGUUGAAGAGUCUACAGAUGUCAGAAAUGGAAAAAUCUCAUUUAAAUUAUCUGUUACUGCUGAGUUGGCUCCAGUAGUGCAGGUUGUGGUGUACACUGCCCUGCCCAGUGGGAAUGUUAUCGCUGCUAAGAAGAAUUUUGAUGUGGAAAAAUGUUUCAGAAAUAAGGUUUCUCUGCAGUUCUCGCCCACUAAAGCAGUUCCUGGUGAGAAAAACACUCUCGAGCUUUUGGCUCAUCCAGGUUCACUGUGUGGCCUCAGUGCUGUGGAUCAGAGUGUGUUUAUUUUGGAGCCAGAAAACCGUCUAAGCAUUAAAAAGAUAUUUCGGUUGUUGCCAGUAUCAUUAGCAUUAGGUUAUCCCUAUGGGGUUGAAGAUGAUCAAGAGUGCUUGCAUGUUAGACCUCGGCGGAGUUCUUGGGAUGACUCUUGGGCUUACAAUACGUUAAAGCGAGUGGGGCUGAAGAUGGCAACAAAUUUGGUUAUUAGAUCACCUCAGUGUUUGCUGUACAAAGGCUCAAAGUUUCAGUUAGCGACUUUUGUUCAUCAAACUCAUUAUGGUGAACGUGGUUAUUCUGGUUAUAGUAUGUCUGGAUUAGAUGGAGGAAGCACUAAGACAGUUCGUAAAUUCUUCCCAGAAACAUGGCUCUGGCAACUGUCCGAAGUGGGAGACUCUGGAUCGAUACAGCUUCCUGUCACUGUUCCUGACACCAUCACCACUUGGGAGACAGAGGCUUUCUGUGUGUCCUCUGUAGGUCUGGGACUGGCUCCUCCUGUUCAGCUCACUGUAUUUCAGCCAUUCUUCCUGGAGCUCUCGUUGCCCUACUCCAUUAUCCGAGGAGAGGUUUUUGAGCUGAAGGCCACUGUCUUCAAUUACCUUUCCAAGUGCAUUAUGGUCAAAGUGACCCCAGCCCCAUCCUCAGACUACACUCUUGAGCCUUCUUCUGAUGGUGAAUAUUUAUCCUGCCUGUGUGCAAAUGGAAGAAAGACUUUCAAAUGGACUCUAAUUCCUGCUGUACUUGGCGUCUUGAAUGUGACGGUGAGUGCAGAGGCAGAACAAUCCCAAACUCUGUGCGACAAUGAGAUAGUGAGUGUUCCAGAGAAAGGCCGCAUUGACACAGUUACACGAAGCCUGAUUGUAAAGGCUGAAGGAACUGAGAAGACAAAGAGCCAGAGCUGGUUAUUAUGUCCUCAGGGCAACAGUGUUUCAAAGGAAUUGGAGCUGACUCUUCCCGAAGAUGUAAUACAGGGAUCAGCACGAGCGUCUGUUUCAGUACUUGGUGACAUACUUGGCCGUGCAUUGAAAAAUCUGGAUGGGCUGCUAAAGAUGCCAUAUGGCUGUGGUGAACAAAACAUUGCACUUCUUGCCCCCAAUAUAUACAUUCUACAAUAUCUAGAAAACACUCAGCAGCUCACCACAGCAAUCCGUGAGAGGGCUACUGGUUUCCUAAAAAGUGGAUACCAGAGGCAGCUAAACUAUAAACAUAUUAAUGGUGCAUAUAGCACUUUUGGCAGGGGAGAGGAGAACACAUGGUUAACUGCAUUUGUCCUGAGGACCUUUGGCCAAGCACAACGUUACAUCUUUAUUGAUCCAGAAAACCUUAAAAUGGCAAAGAAAUGGCUGAUAAAUAGACAGAGACCAGGUGGUUGUUUUAUAAGACAGGGUAGUCUAUUCAAUAACAGAAUGAAGGGUGGUGUAAAUGAUGAUGUGACCAUGACUGCUUACAUCACUGCAUCUUUGCUUGAAUUGGGUCACACAGUCCAGGAUCCAGCUGUGAUUAGUGGGUUGUUGUGCCUAAAGUCUUCUAUUGCUAACCUGACAAACACUUAUGCCACUGCACUAUUGGCCUACACUUUCAGUCUGGCUGGAAAUAAUGAAAUUCGGGAUCAGCUACUGAAGAAGUUGGACAGUGUUGCCAUUUCAGGAGAUGGUCAGCUUCACUGGUCUCAGUCAGCAUUAGAUGAUGCCGACGCAUUGUCAGUGGAAAUCAGCUCCUAUGUGCUGCUAGCAGUUCUCACUACAGCUGAACUCUCUGCUGCUGAUUUGGGAUAUGCUAAUAGGAUAGUGAGUUGGCUGGUGAAACAGCAAAAUCCUUAUGGAGGCUUUUCAUCCACUCAGGACACGGUUGUGGCCCUCCAGGCUCUGGCUCUUUACUCCACUAAAGUGUUCAGCUCAGAUGGCUCUAGCACAAUAACUGUAACGUCAGCAGAUGGAGACAAUCACAACUUUGAUGUGAACCAGAACAACAAGUUACUGUACCAAGAAAGAUCAUUGAAAGAUGUUCCUGGGAAAUACAGCAUUGCUGUAAAGGGCUCGACCUGUGUGUCAGUGCAGACAGCACUUUUCUACAAUGUCCCCACACCUACUGAAACCAAUACUCUGAGCAUCGUGGCAGUGACUGAGGGAAAUUGCACAAAGUCAUUUGGACAAACUUUGUCCCUCAAUUUCACCAUCAAAUAUAACGGGGAACUAAACAACACUAACAUGAUCAUCGUGGACAUAAAACUCUUAUCAGGGUUCACAGCAGAUCCUGGUGAACUGAAAAAAGGCAUUUUGGUGGAACGAAUUGAUUCCAAAGAUGACCGUCUUAUUAUGUACAUCAAAGAGCUCCCUAGGAAUAUUCCUAUCAACUAUGAGCUACACAUUAAACGGGUGCUUCCUGUGAAAAAUCUCAAGCCAGCUUGGAUCAAAGUUUAUGAUUACUACCAAACAAGUGACCAGUCUGAGAUGGCGUACACUUCUCCCUGUGUGUAGAAUUGCAUGUUAAGGUGCAAAAAAAACCUUUGUUUUUUUCUGCUGGUUUAAUUAUCUGAUUGUGAUUUUUUGGUUGCUGUUGCUGAAAUAAAAAAAAAAUGAAGCUCA
Molecule: messenger RNA, 4474 nt
Organism: Silurus meridionalis
Lineage: Eukaryota; Metazoa; Chordata; Actinopteri; Siluriformes; Siluridae
Product: alpha-2-macroglobulin-like
Exons: 34
Coding region: 68-4366 (1432 amino acids)
Cellular component (GO): extracellular region
Molecular function (GO): endopeptidase inhibitor activity
Source: RefSeq, a predicted model, not a curated record